CUGGUUCAUAAAUAUGGUUUGCCGGUGCGUGGGGCUUUGGGUAAGAUCCAUGUGGCCACCCCCUGGAGAAGGCGUGUAGUUGCUCAAUGCAACCGCUGGGCUUGUAACUUGACACCUGGCUGUGCGGUGCGUUUGCCAUCGCUUUACCCACAGAAAGCCUAUUUAAAAAGGAAAGGGAUGAGUCCAUCGCUCCUGACUCCGUAACCCCCCUCCAAAAGAACCCAGCUUCCUCUCUCUGGCUGCGCGUCCCUCAAUCUGGAUCGGCAUAAAUGAAUGAAACACAGGGGAAUAUCGACAGACAAUCGCACAGGAAAACUCUCUGUCAAACCAGCCUGCCAGAAGGAAUUUACGUCGGGCUUGACAGGCCAAUCAACAUGAGUUUUUUCCUCUGGAACUUCAUCUCAAGCUUGUCAAAUGUGUAAAACAGCGACCGGUGUCUUCUACCCCCCUUGCAAAGGAGUCACGCUGUGAUUAACGGUCAGGUUUUUGACUGCCAGGACAAAUGAAUACAAAUGAAUUUAGGCACCCGAAGGAGAGAUUGCAGAACCUCUCAUCUAGACACAAAGAGAGCCCUAUUGCUCUGUACAGUUUUAUAUUGUACUUGUUACCUGGGACUUACACAAGUACACUCUGAAGAUGUGGACAUCCUCCAAAAGUUGGGGCUCAAGGGAGAGAAGCCGUCACGCUCGGUGCCAGCAGGAGUCAUUCCAUUUAAAUCGGGGAUCAUCCUCAACCAGCGGGCUAACAUUGAAACUCCAUUGCGCUCCGUCUUCCCAGCAGCCAUCUGGCCCAACUUGGCACUGGUCCUGAGUGUUCGCUCACACCGUGUUAAUAGUGCUUUCCUCUUCACCCUGCUCUCAGGCCGCAGGAAGCUUCUUCUCGGUCUACAGCUUGCACCGGGCAAUCUAGUCCUUCACACAGGACCAAACACCUCGGUUGCAUUGCCCUAUGAGCCCCACGAUGGUCAGUGGCACCAGCUGGCAGUGGGAAUUAAUGGACAGAGAGUGACUCUAUAUGCCUCCUGCGGAGAGCAGAGUGUUCAUGCAGACUUUGGGUGGGACAGUGAGGAGGGACUGGCUCCUGAGCUCCAGGGCUCCUUCCUGCUAGGGCGGACAAGCCAGCAGCAAGCCUCAGCACACUUUGAAGGAGCCAUCUGCCAGUUUGACCUGGUCCCUUCUGCACAGGCAGCUCACAACUACUGCAGGUACAUUAAGAAACAGUGUAGGGAAGCUGACACAUACAGGCCUAACCUUCCUCCAUUGUUGCCUAUCCUACCACGAGAAACAGACAUCACAGCUACCGCUGCUACCCCUAAACGCGGUGGCACGGAAACAGCUAGGAAGCCCACGAGGAUGAGCCUUGCCAGGAGCGUUGCCGCUGCUGCCUCAGCUGUCAGAUAUAUGGCCCCCACCCAAACAAUAAAGCCCAGCUCUGGGACCAUUCCUACACCCCUGCUGGUAACUGUGAUGCCAGUCACAGUCCAGCUUGGUUUGGCCUCCCCACCUCCCAAGGCCAGGACUGAAACUGUCACAGCACCACUCAGGAUAAAAGUACCCUUGACGAAACCGACGAAACCACCAAACCCAAGACCAUCCACCUUUAAAGCUUCAAAUGAGAAAACCUCCAAACCCACUCCCACAAAUCCCAAAAAACCUACUAUUCAAGCCUCUGCCAGUACCCAAUCCUCUAAGAUAAAGCCUGGCUCUGCCUUAUCAGGCCAAGGUGCAGUCCCAAAAAAACCACAACCCACCACAGCCAAGAAAACAUCUCCCAAGCCUAAAGUUUCACCAUCCAAAGCCACUCCGUCCAAACCCAAAACAAAUUCUGACAAAGUUGUCCCUUCUAAACCAACGAUAUCCAAAGUCAAACCCUCAAAAUCAACAAUCUCCAAAACUACAACUGCUAAAACCCCCAAGCCAAUCUCCAAACAGGUCAUCAAACCAACAAAGCAAGCCAAAACCACCAAGACUCCAGUCACCCCUCGACCAACCAGGCCUUUAUACAACCCAGUAACACCACCUGCUACUGAUGGCUUCCAGAGCUGGGAGGUACCACCUACUCAGUUCUCUUUGCUGGCUGGACCUAUAGGACAGAAAGGAGAAGCAGGCCCACCGGGACUGCAAGGACCUCCAGGAAAGCCAGGCCUGCCAGGCAAGAGGGGUCCUCGGGGCGCCCCUGGUCCCCAUGGAAACCCUGGCCGACAAGGUCCACCCGGGCUCAAGGGGAGAAAAGGAGACCCUGGCAUCUCACCUGGGCCAGCACCUAAAGGAGAGAAGGGAGACUCAGGGAUUAUUGGUCCAGUUGGACUGACUGGCCAAGAAGGUCGGAAGGGACAGAAAGGUUACCCUGGUCCACCUGGACUCCCUGGAGAGCCUGGAGAGCAAGGUCCAGUCGGAAGCCCAGGUGCCAAAGGUUAUCCUGGCAGGCAGGGUUUACCAGGGCCUAUAGGACCAGUGGGGCCUAAAGGUGUUCGGGGUUUCAUUGGAAUCCCGGGGCUUUUUGGCCUUCCUGGGCCUGAUGGUGAAAGAGGCAUUCCCGGCGAACCAGGGAAGAGGGGCAAGAUGGGUAGGCCGGGGUUUCCUGGGGACUUUGGGGAGAGGGGACCACCUGGACCAGACGGAGAGCCAGGUGAGAUGGGAGCCCCUGGUCCAAACGGAGUUCUUGGACUUAUUGGUGAUAUGGGACCUUUGGGAGAGAUGGGCCUUCCAGGACCUAAUGGACUGAAGGGGGUGCCCGGAAAUCCAGGAGAACCAGGACUGAAAGGUGAUAAGGGUGAAGUUGGGAUUCCUGGAGAGCAAGGGGAGAUUGGGUACAAAGGAGACAAGGGCAUCCAGGGGGCUCCAGGGUUACCAGGCAUCCGUGGGAAACCAGGACCACAGGGCAAACUAGGAGAGAGAGGCCCUGAUGGUGCACCUGGACCGCCAGGCCCUGAGGGUUUCCCAGGUGACAUGGGACCACCAGGAGAGAACGGCCUUGAAGGACCAAAGGGAAAGAUAGGGGCCAGAGGUUUACCAGGGCCACGAGGGGUGCCUGGCUUGGAGGGAGAUGAGGGCCCGAUCGGACCACCGGGCACAACAGGACUCGAGGGUAGAAUGGGCAGAAAAGGAUUUCCUGGGAAGGUUGGGCCAGAGGGAGUUAAGGGAGAGACUGGUGUCACAGGAAAAGUUGGACUCAUGGGAGAAAGAGGCUUGGUGGGUUUCAUCGGACCUGUGGGAGAGGCGGGACUGGCAGGAGAGAAGGGGGAUCGAGGGGAGAUGGGCCUUCCCGGACCACCUGGAGAAAAGGGAACAAUGGGUCACCCAGGGACACCAGGUGAGACCGGGCCUACAGGACCACCAGGAAGACCAGGCCCUCCUGGAGCGACUGGGCCAGCCGGUACCAGAGGACCCAAAGGCUUACGAGGAGCGAUAGGGCCUGACGGUCCUACAGGAGAGAUGGGGUUAGAGGGCAAGACGGGUCUUGAUGGUCCUCCAGGAAAAUUAGGUUUCUCUGGACCACAGGGUAAGAUUGGAGAGACAGGGGAAACUGGGCCUAAAGGUUUUCCUGGCAUCCAAGGGCCCUCAGGACCUCCAGGGGACAAGGGAAUAGCAGGCGAGCCGGGGUCACCUGGGCCACCAGGGACUGUGGGACUGUUAGGAGAAAUUGGUCAAAAGGGUCCUCCAGGCAAGGUGGGGGAACCAGGACUGCCAGGCGAGACAGGGGAGAAGGGAGCCAUCGGACCUGCUGGGAACAUCGGAGAGCAGGGACUAAUGGGACAGCGGGGAGAGGCAGGCCUAGAAGGAGAAGCUGGUCUAGCUGGUCCUGAUGGAGCCAAGGGUGAAAAAGGUGACAUGGGUCCAGAGGGUGACAAUGGAGAAAAAGGUGAAACUGGGCUAAAGGGAAAGGAGGGCCCACCUGGAAGUCCUGGACUCAAUGGCAUCAGAGGUCCAGAAGGCAAACCUGGCAAAAUUGGGGAAAGAGGCAAACCAGGGUCAAAGGGUGCGAAAGGUCAACAAGGUUACCUCGGGGAGACUGGGCUGGUGGGGAAGACUGGACCACCAGGGUUUGUUGGGCCAAAGGGGUCCAGAGGAACCAUUGGACACGUGGGAGCUCCUGGUCGAAUGGGUGAACAGGGGGAACCUGGUCUUGCAGGUUAUGAGGGCCAUCAGGGAACGCAGGGGCCCAUGGGGCCUCCUGGACCAAAAGGUGAAAAGGGUGAGCAGGGAGAUGAUGGGAAAGUAGAGGGCCCUCCUGGUCCUCCAGGUGACAUAGGUCGUCCAGGUGACAGAGGAGAGAGAGGGGAAUCAGGAGAUCCGGGGUACAAAGGCCAAGUUGGUGUGGAUGGAGAAAGAGGCAGGUCUGGAGCUCCUGGACAACCUGGACAGCCCGGACCUCGGGGACAACAAGGACCCAAAGGGGCCAAAGGAGAUCAAGGUCAAAAAGGCAAAAGGGGUCAUUCGGGACAAAAAGGAGCCAGAGGACCAGAGGGUGGGGGUGGUCUUCCUGGUCCCAGAGGUGUGGUGGGCCGAGAGGGACUGGAGGGUGUACCUGGGGUAGACGGAGUCCCAGGAAAGGAUGGCGGUAAAGGCAUGCCGGGAGAGCAUGGUGAUGACGGGGUGGUUGGUCUUCCUGGCAAAGCUGGCUCACGUGGUAAAACCGGCGUUCCAGGACUCCCAGGAGAACAGGGGGGCAUUGGACCAAAGGGUGAACAGGGUCUUCGAGGACAGCAUGGACCUCCAGGGAAAAGAGGCUUCAGCGGUGGAAUGGGACUGCCAGGGCCACAGGGAGACCGAGGACCUAAAGGACAGCCUGGUGAUCCAGGGGAAUCAGGAUUUCCAGGAAUUCUGGGAGUUUUUGGACCAAGGGGGCCUCCAGGUGACUUUGGGCCAAAGGGCAUACGGGGACCAAAGGGUCCGCAGGGCGCAAUGGGUAGAGGAGGAGUUGCUGGCCCUAUGGGAAUUAUUGGUCCCAAUGGAAGCACAGGUCCUAGAGGAGAGAAGGGCAAUCGUGGAGAGACUGGAUUGCAAGGCCCAAGGGGAUCUCCUGGACCUCGCGGACCCCCUGGACUUCCAGGUCCAAUGAGUAUCCCUCCAUCAUUUAAAGAAGAUGGUCUUUUGUUCAUGGAUUCACACACCCCACUCAGGACUGAGAAUAAGCCAGUGAUGGACCUACCAAUGCUGGACCAGGGCGCAGAGAUCUUUAAGACCCUCCACUACCUCAGUAACCUGAUCAAGAGCCUGAAGAACCCACUGGGCACUCAAGACAACCCCGCCCGCAUCUGCAGGGACCUGCACAGCUGUGAGCAGAAGUUAAAUGAUGGCACUUAUUGGAUUGACCCCAAUCUGGGCUGCUCAUCAGAUACAAUAGAAGUCUCCUGCAACUUUACCGGAGGUGGACAGACUUGCCUGAAACCAAUAACAGCAUCCAAGCCAACAAUCAGCGUUGGUCGUGUCCAGAUGAACUUCCUACACCUGCUGAGCUCAGAGGCAGUGCAGCACAUCGUCAUCCACUGCCUGAACUUCUCGGUUUGGAGGUCAGCUGAAGAUCAGCCGGGUGCCCAGGGGUCUGUGAGAUUCAAGGCCUGGAGUGGCGAGGUGUUCGAAGUGGGAGGAGAGCUCGAGCCAGAGGUCAUAGAAGACUCCUGCUGGAUAAAAGAUGGCCGUUGGCACCAGACCCAUUUUGUGUUCCAUACCCUGGACCCCACCCUGCUCCCUGUGGUGGACAUCUACAACCUCCCCAAGACUACUCCUGGCUCCCAUUACCACCUAGAAGUAGGCCCUAUAUGUCUCCUGUGAGGGCUGCAGUGUAAGAUGUCUGAGCAUGGAGGGAUGGACCAUCACCCAUGAAGGCGUGGAGGUCGGAGCGGUCUCAAUCCAUGGCAAAAUAAUCCAAGCGAGUACAAGCCUCCCUCCAAACAGAUCCUGCUUCACUCUGCCAAACUCCCAUUGGACUGCAGACACGGAGGAAGCACGGGGAGCUGGGGGGAACAAAGAAGAGCUGAGUAGGAGCAGGGGAGUUCUUGCACUAAUAGCUUCUCCAUACGGCAAAAGCUUCUUCAAGCUCUUCAAGAAGGAUUUCCAUAUUUAUGCCCGCUUGGAGGAAAAAAGGCUCUAUGCCACACAAUCUCUCUAGAACAUUGUUAAGUGAAGGGAGACCAAGGCCAAGUUAAUUAGAGGACAUUAUAGUAACUUAUUUUUUUAACUGUAUACAGUCUGUAUACUGUGUGUACUUUUUUUGGAAAUACCAGAAUUCAAUUGUUAGAAGAGAAGAAUUAAAGUAAUUGGGAUCAGUUAAAUGUACAUAUAUAUGUAUGCUUAUUAUUAACUUUUAUACAUGUAUAUCUUAUGUAAAGAAAUAAUCUUCAAGUGCAAUAGAAAAUGAGAAGAUAAUUUGAUAUUUUAAACCUAUAUGGAAGGAUUUUUCAGGGGUGCCAUUUUAUUUGCCUUUGGUGCUCAUCUCCAUGUGAUCUUGCCCAUGUGAAUUAAUCCAGAGGCAGGCUCAUUUUUUUUUUAAUUGAGCAGAAAUCAUAUCUGUAUUUACUAGUGCUCCAAGUGGGAAAUCAUGGCUUUCAGUUUCUUCCAUAAUGCGGGAAAACCAGUGGCACCCAGUCCGCUCUCAGUGAUUAACGUCUGAAGCAACACAGUGAUGCACACAAGCCGUCCACAAGGAGAGUCAGUGCAUUUAAUACUUACUACUAUACUUAUUACUCAUACAUUAUUGAACUGGAUGCCACUGAUGAUUAGGGAGAAUAUCUGCAGUUGGACAGAUUAGAGGUCAGAGUGAAAAGGAGUAUGGAGCUCUGGUUCUCAAUAGUGUUUUAUUAAGUUCUCUACAACUGUGGAGUGUGAAAUCAGUUCCUUGCUUCCUUACUUAUGAUAAAAGAUAGGAGGAUAAUAGUUGUUAUUUACUCAGCACCACAUGGGACCAGGAGUCUCUUCUUCUACCCUACUUACAGUAGACAGACUACAGGUACAGGCAUUCCUUGGAGGAUAACUGAGCCACGGGAGAGAGAAGAGUGGGUCCAUCAAUCAAAAUAAAUGCCCAUCAUCUAUCCCAUCCUCUCUCUAAUGCAUGGUGCUAGGUAGGUUAUCAAAGGUGCUAAUGAUAGUGCUGUUAUUACACCACUUUGCUAAAAUAUUCUGAUGUUUAUAGUGCAUGCUUGCUUAGAGUAAUAAAAAAAAAAGUCCAUAUAAUAUAUUGCCAUAGCUUCCAUAAUGCACUAUAAUGGUAAUGUCCCAUCCAAAACAACAACGUUCCAUUAUUCAACCAUCUGUUGUUAAUUCAAGUGUUUUUGUUCAAUGCUGCAUUUUUACAGAGAUGCUUAUUCUGAUCUAUUUUAGAGAUAACUAUAAAAAUUACACAGGGUUUGAAGUAUUUUGUAAGAAUAAAGUUUUCUUUUUCUCUGUACAAAGCCCCCCCACAGCUGUAUGUAAUAUUUUUAGAAACACAACUAGUGAAGAUAGUUUUCUUUGUUGUAGCUGGACACAAGUGUGUAUAAUUGUGCAAACUUUGCUGUAUACAGUGGAUCCCCUCUUGCUAAUUUAAUGUUAUUUAAUGUUGUUAAUGUGGUUGCUGACUGAGCAAAUUUCUGUUGGUUGAAGCAAUACUACUCUUUCUGACAACUUUAUAUCAGUUUGCCCAACUGGUCUUGGAGUUUAUAGAUUUUUAUGUGUAAAUUUGGGGCUCCAGAGAACAAAUGUAUUGCAAUGUUAAUUAUCUUUUAUUUUUUUAUUUUUGUUAUUUUUCUUUAUGUUGUUUCUCCUCUAUGAUAAUCAAUCAUGUACUGUACCAGGACUCUGUGCUAUAUUAUAACUUGUGUUUUAAAGAAUUAUGCAAAUAUGUGAAAAUUAUUAUUUUUUCCUCUUUUUUUGUAAAUCUGUUGUAGACAUUAAAACGAGCUAAGAAUACCUCACAUUGUUACACAUGACUUGGAGCAAAGAUUUUCUGUUGCCUUUAUAAUUAAAGCCAGUUUGGAAAUAUAGCCAAAUACAGUAAGUCAUCAAACUCUGAACAAACCAUUUCUCGUGCCAACAUCCUUUAUCUGGCAUACUGUUUAUUCAUUGUUCAGUGUCCAUUUGUUCAAUAAAUACAUUCAAUUUG
Molecule: messenger RNA, 8079 nt
Organism: Micropterus salmoides (largemouth bass)
Lineage: Eukaryota; Metazoa; Chordata; Actinopteri; Centrarchiformes; Centrarchidae
Product: collagen alpha-1(XXVII) chain B-like
Exons: 62
Coding region: 513-5774 (1753 amino acids)
Molecular function (GO): extracellular matrix structural constituent
Source: RefSeq, a predicted model, not a curated record